Messenger RNA from Thrips palmi, 4554 nucleotides. It is a transcript of the gene ZnT63C, whose product is annotated as zinc/cadmium resistance protein. Lineage: Eukaryota; Metazoa; Arthropoda; Insecta; Thysanoptera; Thripidae. Gene Ontology annotation, molecular function: zinc ion transmembrane transporter activity. Gene Ontology annotation, cellular component: membrane. The transcript is spliced from 11 exons. Gene Ontology annotation, biological process: zinc ion transmembrane transport; intracellular zinc ion homeostasis; detoxification of zinc ion. Bases 476 to 1987 code for a protein of 503 amino acids. The record is from RefSeq and is a predicted model, not a curated record.
GCGGCCGCGCGAACACCCGCCUGUCCGCGACACUGUACAAGCACGGCCUGCCCGCCUCGCCGCCGCAGGCCCGCAGGCAGCCACCCCGUUUCCGCCGUUUAGUGAACCGCGUCGCUCGCGUCGCUUAUCCGGGAGAAGGUGCCACCGGCCAGAUAGCCAUCGACAACAACGACAAGCACGCCGGGCCAUCCCAGCAGCAACAACAACAACAACGACUUGAAGUUGAACGUGAACGCGACGGCGGACGAACACUGCGACAGAGUGUCCAUUGUGGGAAAGGAGAAACCCAACUCGAAGUCGCGGUCCGAUCGCCACAAACCGCCUCGCCGUCGUCUUCGUCGUCCGCCCCAGCUUUGGGCCUUCCAACGCGCAGGAGAGCGCGCUAGAGGCCGUUGGAAGUGUCUCGCGAGAAUGCUGCAGUGAUCCAGUUCCGCGGAAAGUCACCAACGCAGAAAGAACUCGGAAUUUUUUCAAGAUGGGACGUUAUACUGGUAAAAAAUGCCGCCUCAUCUCAAUGUUUUGGUUGACUACAUUCUUUUUCUUAGUCGAAAUAGUUGUUGGUUAUGUCACCAAUUCUAUGGCCUUGGUGGCGGACAGUUUUCACAUGUUAAGCGAUGUGGCUGCCUUAGUGGUGGCCUUCCUCUCAGUUAAGAUGUCACCAAAGAAAUGGUCCAAAAAUACCUUUGGAUGGGCAAGAGCGGAAGUUUUGGGUGCUUUAGUGAAUGCAGUUUUUCUGGUAGCUCUUUGUUUUUCCAUCACUGUUGAAGCUUGCAAAAGAUUCAUUGAGGUGGAGGAAAUUCACGAACCCAGACUUAUUGUGGUUGUUGGUGUCUUGGGUCUUCUUGUGAACCUCAUUGGACUGUGUUUAUUCCAUGAACAUGGACAUGGUGGGCAUGGUCACUCACAUGGUGGCAUUUCUCAUGGUGGUAUUGGACGCAGUCACACCCGGCUGACCCAGCUUGUCUCCACUGAUGACAAUGAAAAUGAUGAAACUUUUAACCCGCCUCUUGGACCGGCUUUGGCAGCUGCAAUCAGUAACAAUAAGGGGCACAGUGAUCAACCUUCAGAACCAUCUGCAUCUCAGAUGAACAUGAGAGGCGUUUUCCUUCAUGUAAUGGCUGAUGCCCUUGGCUCUGUCAUUGUUAUUGUAUCUGCUUCGGUGGUCUGGCUUACUGACUGGGAGUACAAGCUGUACAUGGACCCUGCCCUCAGCAUCGUCAUGGUGAUCUUGAUUUUGCGAGCGGUGUGGCCAUUGCUGCAAGAAUCUGCCCUCAUCCUUCUGCAGACUGUGCCAACACACAUCCAAGUUGAUGCUAUACAGCGGAGACUGUUAGACAAAGUUGAUGGUGUUCUAGCUGUACAUGAGUUCCAUGUGUGGCAGCUUGCUGGCGAUAGAAUUAUUGCCUCAGCUCACAUCAGAGUUCGCAACUUGUCCGAGUACAUGAAAAUAGCUGAGAAAGUCAAGGAAUUUUUCCAUAAUGAGGGAAUUCAUUCAACAACCAUCCAACCAGAGUUCAUUGAAAUUGGUGAUUUUGCGGAGGACACUGUGCAGCCUGGACCCACUGAAGAUUGUGUGCUGGACUGCCCCAAGACGGACAAGCCCUGCGCUUUGUCCACAUGCUGUGGACCCUCAAAGCAUGGUUCACCUAGACUUCACCCACAGACAGGGGGACGAGACUCGCCAUCCCCUGGAGACACUCCCUACCUGUGUCGCCAGCGCAACAACUCAUCGACAAACUUCAACAACCGUGGGGAGGAAGUGAACCAGAUGGAGAGAGGCGCGCUGCUGAUCCACAUGCCCAGAGGCAUGGCGCCCACAGUGUCAGCAGAGAGCACAGGGACGUUGAGUUCGGCUCCCCCUCCUUUCCCAGGCACUCCUCCAGCGCAGUUCUCUCAAACUCCGAAUGGAUCUUGCAAAUGUCCAUCCAAUCCUCCAUCACCAGUCAUUGUUAAAGACGAAGUUAAAAUUGAUACUGUAGUUGUUUGACUUUCUGAGGCUCUCUGAUACACCUUGAAUUGUGAGGUGAGCCUCUGCCAUUUUAUUUGGCCCCAGAUUUUAAUGGUGGCUUGAUAUUUGUCCGUCUUUUUUUUACCUUGUUGACAAAUGUCCAUAUUUACUCUCAAAGAUGAAACAUACAUGUGGGCUGUGUAUGAGGUCAGGCUUCAUGAUUGUGUGAAACAUCCUUUUUGAUGGUGUUUGAAUUGUAUAUUUACUGUUACUUAUCUGAAUCUCUCUAGUCCUAUGUAAUGUAUUUAAAAGAUCAUACCUUUUGAGGACAAGAGAUGAGUUAGACAAUGUAAUCAUUGUACUUUUAAAAUGACGUAAAGACUGACUGUGGAAGGUAUCUAAGCACUAUGUCCAUGAAGAUUGUAGCAUAAAUUAGAGCAAAGUCAUAUGAUCAAGUUAAUGAGAACACAAGUUUGUGGUAUUUUGUACUACUGUGUGUUGAUACUUUUAUACUUCUGUUCUGUCCUUCAAUGGAAGGAAAUCACCCACCUUUUAACACAAGUAACAUUAAGGGUAGUGUUGCUGGAGUUCAUCUAAUGUGUUUUAACAGUGCUGAAAGUUUCAGCAAAUCUGAAUUGCUUCAUUUCGUUCAUGUAGCUUUCUAGUUUGUAUAUGUGUAUGCAAAACCCUCCUCCUGUGAUACUGUGUGGUUAUGUCUCAUCAAUGAGUGCUUGAGGUAUCGCAUUCAGAUAUGGAGUACUGCCAAUGGUCGCUGAUGAUCACUGGUGUCAGUGUGUGUCUUUGUGCGUGUUAGUGUGUGCGCGUGUUUGUAUGUUCAUACAUGUACAGUAUACAUUUAUUUUAUGUGUGUGUGUGUGUGCGAGAGUUCUGUGCUCAAAUUUGUGUGUUAUGAAAUGUUACAAACAUUAAUUUAAAGAAAAGAUUUUUUACUUGUAGUUAAUGAACCAAAUCUACUGUUACAAGAUUCUUACAUGUAGCAUUUUUUUUAUUGUAAAUAAGAAACCAGCAAAUUUAUAUCUUUGUUUUGUUAAUUUAACAUAUAGUACGAUAAAAUGAAAGUUACGACUUUUCUCCAGAUUUUUGUUCUUUUUUCUAUUCUUUGGUGUGCUAGCAUCUAUCAUGGUUGGUUUUUCUGUGUUCUUUCCCCCUUUUUGUUGUUUUUAUUUUAUUUUAUAAUUUUGUUUUCAAAUCUCCACCAACUAUAACUGAUGACUGCUGGCUCACCACCUAUUGUGACUCAUUUGUGUUUUCUUCUUUUUUUGUGUGUGAUCGAACAAGAUAAUUUUGUCUGGUUUAACAUAUUUAUUGAUUGAGCUUUAGCUUUAAGGUCAGUCAGUCCAUGGCCAACUAUUGACUUAUUUGUUUUGACUUGGCUGCCAUGUAUUAUUCCCCCUUUUUACAAAUUGUUUCAUGUUAAAUAUCUUCAUUUUUUCUUAAUUUUAAGAAACCAUGUUUUCUGUGGAAACAUGCUAUUACUGUUUGUUUCACAUUUUAAUGUGAAGAUCUUCAGAGAAAUAUAUAAAUUUAAGAUAUAUAUUGAUAGAUAGAUCCUUAUAUAAAUACGCCUGUAUGUUAAAAAAUUCUAUUCAUCUUAUGUAGUGCUAAAACAUUUGUUUGAGGUUUUUGUCCGUUCUUAUUGCUUUUGAUAACUUUGCUUACAAAGCUCAAGAUUUUGUUUUAAUCAUAUGAUUAAACGUUGAAAAUUGUUUUAACUUGAUCAGGCUCAAUGUGCAUUUCUGCUGUUCACAAAAGAAGGUUAUGUGGAAAGUGUAUGUGGCCUUUCUUUGAAAUUUUAGCAAAAUUCAUUUAAUUUAUGUUUAUAGAAUGUGUCUGAUUUCAUCUUUGUAAUUCCUCCUGUUAUCUCUGUGACUGAAUCUUGACCUCCCCCUUAUGCAGUGAGUCAUUUCUGGCUUUUAAACGGUGCCACUGUACUGGCCUACUUGGUGUACUUGCAGUAUUUUGUGAUUCACUGUGAGUUUAGAUCAGUGGAAAAACAAACAUAUAAGACUUUACUGGUUCAGAGAUAUGUCUAUCUCACAUGUUCUUCCUCUAUUUUAUAUCAAAGUAGACGGUGGUCUUUUUGCCUUCCCUUACCAAGUUCAAAUUUUUUCCAUGAGCGCCAAAAAGGUAAAAUGUAAUUUUAAAACAUAUCCCUAAAAAUUUUUACUGCCAUAGUUCUGAGGACUUGAUUUUAAGAAACUUGAUGUGUGCAGCUAAAUUUAUAAUUUCUCUUAUUCUUGCUGCUUGGCCAACGCCUAAUUAAAAUUGGGGUUUGGCUCGUAUGAUUGGUAGGCUUGCAUUGUUACAUCUGACGCCUUCAGAGCAGUGCCCUAGACAUGCUCUCAAGGAACAUGAUGGACUUACAGUAUCCAAUGCACAACUCUCUGUUGUGGCUUUGGCACUGAACAUCGUGGUAACCAUUUCUGUUUGUGACACCACAAGGCUAGAGCAUACAAUUUUAUGCCUUGUGUCUCACAUCUCUCACUGAACUCAAACCAAUGCCUCCACUGACAAAUAAGUUCCUUGAUAAUGAGACCUAUGUAUUAUCUAUAAGAUAAUGGGUAAAUAAAGAAACACCAAUGUAA